Molecule: messenger RNA, 3816 nt
Organism: Prunus armeniaca (apricot)
Lineage: Eukaryota; Viridiplantae; Streptophyta; Magnoliopsida; Rosales; Rosaceae
Source: the annotation of a GenBank genome assembly
AUGAUGAAUAUUAUUGCUUGGAAUGUUAGAGGUGCUGGUAAGGAUAGGUGUGCUAGUACUAUUAAAGAUCUAAAAAAGGCUUAUGUCAUUGAUGUGUUUGCUGUUCUUGAGCCUCGAAUAAGUGGCCCUAGGGUGCUCAGUGUUGCUCAGAGUUUGGGUUUUUCUCAUUACCAUAUUGUUGAUGCUUCUGGUUUUUCUGGAGGCGUUUGGCUGUUGUGGAAUGGUAAUUCGGUCUCUCUUCAAGUUGUUGCGCACUCUAGCCAAUCUAUCACUGCUUUAGUAAACUUGAGGAAUCAUAGGUGGCUUCUCACUGUUGUUUACGCAAACCCUUGCCCUGGGAUUUGUGAAGCUUUAUGGAAGUACUUUGAUGGUCUUAUUAAAGCUUCCAAUCUGCCUUGGCUUGUUCUAGGUGAUUUUAAUGAUAUUGUGAGUAUGGAUGAGAAAUGUGGGGGUAAUUUUGAUCAAGGUGGUAAAAGGUUUGGUGAGUGGAUUGAUCGUAACCAUUUGGUUUACCUGGGUUUCUCUGGGGCAAAGUUUACUUGGUGUAAUAAACGGAAUGCUGAAGGAAUUAUCUGGAAGAGGCUUGAUAGGGGCCUUUGUAGUAUUGAUUGGCGUCUUUUGUUCCCUGAGGCUCACCUCAUGCAUCUUCCUAGGGUGAACUCGGAUCACUGUCCUAUUUUGGUGCGCCUUGACUCCAAACAUUAUCCUAAUAGAGCUAAUGUGCCUUUUCGUUUUCAAGCCAUGUGGAUGUCUCAUCCUGAUUUUAAGGAUUUUGUUACGAACCUAUGGAGCUCUGGCGAUGGUCAUGCUGUGCAUAGAACAGCUAGUCUUGUGGCUCCACUUGGUACUUGGAAUCAGCAAGUUUUUGGAUGUUUAUUUACAAAGAAAAGGCAUCUGUUAGCUAGACUUGCAAGAAUUCAAAAGAAGCUGUGUCAUGAGCAUAAUCCUUUCCUUAGUAAGCUUGAGGUUGAGCUUACUAAAGAUUAUAAUUUACUGCUGGAUCAAGAAGAGAUUUUUUGGCUGCAAAAGUCUAGGAAUACCUGGCUUAAUGAAGGGGACAGGAAUACUCGGUUCUUCCAUCUGUCUACAAUUGUGAGACGAAGAAGGAAUAAGUUGGAAGGGUUACAUAAUGAUUUUGGGGAUUGGAUUACUGAGAAACAGAGCAUGAAACAUAUUAUUGUUAAGUAUUUUCAAGGGUUGUUUAGUGCUUCUGAUAUGGUUGGUGACUAUGCUUUGCUUCCUCAGUUGUUUCCUAGUCUUGAAGGGGAUGAGCUUGAAGGUCUAAGUUGUCCUGUUUCUAUUGAAGAGAUCAAGAAUAGUGUGUUUGCUAUUGGUAGAUUUAAGACCCCAGGACCUGAUGGUUUCCCAGCUCUGUUCUACCAGGAUUAUUGGGGGGUUUGCUCUGAUGAUAUCAUCUCCUUUGUACAGGAUUGCUUUAAUACUGCCUCCCUUCCAGAUCAUUUAAAUGAGACUCUAAUUUCUUUGGUGCCUAAAGUGGAGAGGCCUAUGUGUAUGAAUCAGCUUAGGCCUAUUAGUCUUUGCAAUACUCUUUAUAAAGUGGUCUCUAAAAUCCUGGUGGCUAGGCUUAGGCCGUGUAUGACUAAGCUUGUUAGCCCUAGUCAAGUUAGUUUUGUCCCAGGAAGACAAAUUACAGAUAACAUUAUUGUUGCUCAAGAAGUGCUCCACAAAUUUAAAUCUGCCAAAGGGAAGAAGGGUUUUAUAGCUUGGAAAAUUGAUUUAUCCAAAGCUUGUGAUCUUAUGCAAUGGCCUUUUAUUAGGGAGGUGCUUUGGGAAGCAGGCAUUAAAGGAAGCAUUUUGGAGUUGCUCAUGCAGUGUAUCACUUCGGUGCAGUACAAGGCCAUUCUUAAUGGGGAGCUAACUGACUCGUUCUCUCCUCAGUGUGGUAUUAGGCAGGGGGACCCUCUCUCCCCUUAUAUCUUUGUAUUGUGUAUGGAAAAACUCUCCCAUCUCAUUCGCAAAAGAUUCAAGAUAGAGCUUGGAAAUCUGUUCAGAUUUGUCAAGGAGUUGUCUGGUCAGCGAGUUAGCUUUGAAAAGUCUAUGAUAUUUGUCUCCCCAAAUACAAACUCUGAGUUGGCUAAUGCAAUUGCUGCAAUUAGUGGUUCUCCUCUUACUGCUAGCCUUGGUAAGUACCUUGGUGUCCCUCUUAUUCAUACUAGAGUGAAUAAACAAACGUAUCAAGAGGUUAUUGCUAAAGUUCAGAUGAGAUUAGCUUCUUGGAAGAGCCAUACGUUAUCUAUGGCAGGUAGAAUUACUUUGCUUGAAUCUGUUACUGCUGCAAUUCCUAUCUAUACUAUGCAAACUGCCAAGUUGCCUAUGUCUGUUUGUGAUAAAUUGGACCAGCUCAAUAGAAAUUUUCUCUGGGGGCAUACCAGUAAUACUUCUAAAAUCCACCUUGUCAAUUGGGAGCAAGUGUGUAAACCUAAGGUUGCUGGUGGAUUAGGCAUCAAAAGAUCUUCUUGGAUGAACCAAGCUCUUUUGGCUAAAACUGGAUGGAGACUUCUUCAACAUGAGCAAGGUUUGUGGUCUCAGGUCUUCCAUGCUAAGUAUUUAAAACAGCAGAACAUUUUAGCUGUGAAGGACUCUUAUUUUCCUUGUAGCUCUAGUGUCUGGAGGGGUGUGUUAUAUGGUAAUUCUGCCCUUUCCAAAGGUAUUAAGUGGAGAGUAGGUUCCGGGGAUAAUGUCUUAUUUUGGACUGAUAGGUGGUUGAGUUGUGGGCCUUUGUAUCAAUAUGCUAUCAUUGAUCUCUCUGAGGAAAUGCUUAAGUUGAAUGUUGGUGAUUUUUUGGAGGAGGGGUUUACGCCUAAUGGUUCUUUCUCGGUAAAUUCAGCUUAUAGCUCUUUAUUUCCUGCUGAGGCUUCAGUUAAAUGGGACUGGCAGUUUCUUUGGAGGUUGCGGCUCCCUCCUAAGGUUAAAACUUUUCUUCGGAUUGUUUGUCACCAAAAGUUGCUUACUAAUGUGCAAAGGCAGAAGAGAGGCCUCACUCAGGUUCCUACUUGCCCUAGAUGUGAUUAUCCUAUGGAAACUAUUGCUCACCUGUUUAAGGAUUGUCCUUUCUCUUUGGCUAUUUGGAAUUGUCUUCAAAUUGGAGAUAAUUCUAGCCCUGACUUGAUGGAGUUUAAAGAGUGGCUGUUAAGGAAUCUGCAGUCUAAAAGAAUGGUUUAUAAUGGGUUGCCUUGGCCUCUGGUCUUUGCGCUUUAUUUGUGGUUUAUCUGGAAAUGGAGAUGUAAAGGAAUUUUCGAUCAAAGGUUUGUUAUGCCUGUUGACCCACAACAAUUAAUUCUUCAGUAUGCUUGGGAGUGGUUUAAUGCUAACAAACCUCCUUCCCAUUCUUAUAUGCCAUCUGUUGUUCAACUUCAUUGGAUAGCCCCUACUCAUGGAGUUUGUAAGAUUAACACAGAUGGAAGUCGUAAUAGUGAUUCUGGGUCUAUUGGUGCUGGUGGUCUCUUAAGAGAUAAUUAUGGUGCUUGGAUUAAGGGCUUCUCUGUGAACUUGGGUGUUGGCUCUGUUCUUGAAGCUGAGUUGUGGGGGCAUUUUUUGGGGGCUUCAUUUGGCUUGGGAGUCUGGCUUUCGUUUUGUGGAGGUGGAAAUUGUUGCAAGUUAAAGGUGCAAGCUGGUUGGAAAUGUUCAGUUAAGCAUAUUUUCAGAGAGCAGAAUGUGGCAGCUGAUGUCUUGGCUUCUAAGAGUUCUGUGUUUGGCUCUGGGGUGCUUUAUUUUACUGAGGUGCCUGAUUUUCUUGUGACUUGUUUGGCUGAGGAUGCUAUUGGGGUGUCCAGAUCCCGUGUGGUUGGUGCUUAG